Molecule: messenger RNA, 3216 nt
Organism: Ascoidea rubescens DSM 1968
Lineage: Eukaryota; Fungi; Ascomycota; Saccharomycetes; Ascoideales; Ascoideaceae
Exons: 1
Coding region: 1-3216 (1071 amino acids)
Source: RefSeq, a predicted model, not a curated record
AUGUCUCUGCCUUACUCUUGCACGAAAGAAACUGUUGUAUCAUACUAUGUUGAAUCUCUUUCUCCCAUCUUUCAUCAAAUAGUUUCCAGCAUUUAUAUUGACAUCAAUAGCACUAUAGCUGAUUCUUCUUCCGAAACUUCUAACUCGUUUCUUCCUGCCAUAACACUUCCCUUAAUCAAAUACCCAAUUCGCGAUUCAAUUUUUCACUCCUCCUCGCAUUUGAAAAAAUUAAUCGAUAUCCUAUCUAAAGAUCAAAAUUUAAAUGAUUCCUAUAUAAAAUUAAUCCUAGAGUUUCUCUUUGUCAAUUAUCUAUUAAAGUUUGAGAAAAAAGAUUAUAAUUUAUAUCUAUCUUUAAUUCAAAAUCACAAAUUUAAUGAUAUUUACCUAAAUAACGACUAUGAAUAUUCUUCAUCAAUUGAUUCUCGCUCAAAUCAACCUCGUUUACAUUUCCUUAUAAGUGAUUCAUCUUUAAAAAUUGAUUUGAAAUUAAACGUUUAUUCAAUCAUACUCGAUUUAUCUAAUUUCCUAAUCAACAUUAAAAAACUACCCUCUUUUGAUUUAUCUUUUAUCUUGAUCGAAAAAAUCUUUAAAUUUAACUCCUUCUAUAAAAAUUUGAAAUUUCUCAAUUACUUAAACUCAAGAUAUUUAAAUCUAAUCAAUUUCAUCAAUCAUAUCAAUAACUUAUCUUAUAAUAUAGGAGAUUUAUCUUCUCCCUCUCAAAAUGACUUAAAUACAAUAAAUAACAUAAAUUCAAAGAAAAAAUAUUUAUCCUCCUUGAUCGGUAUUCAGAGACCUGGAAACAUCCUAUUAUUACUAUCAAAUAAUCUAAUCUCAAAUUUACUUCCUUCAAAUGAUUAUUAUAAAACUAAUGAUAUUCUUAUAGGUAAAAUCUAUCUCCUACUAGCCAACUUUUUCAAAAUUAAUGAUCAAUUAUUUUUAUCAAUUUCAAAAUCUUUUUCUUCUUCCAACAACAAUACUAAUAAUGAUUACUACUCUUUUUAUAGCUCUUCUUUAACUAGCAAUAAUAAUAAAAACACUCAUCAGGACUAUUUAUCUGUCAAAUCUAAUAAUAAUUUGAAAAAUUCCUUUUUAUCGUUAUCUCAAGCACCUUCAUUUUCCUCAUUACCUUCUUCAGCUCACUCUGUUUUAUCUGCCUCUUCAAAUUUAUCAAAUUCAAUAAUACCAAAAUCCUACUCAAGAUACUCCAAUAUUAAAAAAUUCAUUAUUAACCCCUUAUCUUUCAUACCAAUUAAAAAAAAAUUAUCCUCAGCUUUAAAUGAUUUAGAUUUCUUAAUUCUGGAUUUCAUAAAUAUCAAUAUAGAAAGAAGGCAUUUAAAGAAAAAGGAAAUCUCAAAAAAUGACUAUAAUAACUCAAUUAAUAAUUCUCUAUCUCUUUUCAACAAUCUAGUUUUUCAUAAUAAUAAUAAUAAUGAAAACAUUUCUUCUGUUUUAUUAAAUUUAGACGAUUCUGCAUUUUUAAAAUUUUUAGUUCAAUCUCAUAAUUUAAAUCGAAUUUAUUUUAAUGAUUUCCUAUAUUAUAAAAAGAAAUUCAAUUAUUAUAAUAAUAAAAACUUUUAUGAUACAAAUACUUUAAUCUCAAAUAAAUCAGAUUAUUUAAUCCAAUGUAAUCAUGAUACAAAAUUCAUUACUCAAAAUUUAAUUCAAUUUUUCAUUCUAGUCAAUUUCUUAUUAAAUAUAACUGUUAAACUACAACGUGAAAAUAUCUCCAUAUUAACUAAAUAUUAUACAUUUUUACCUUGGAAUCACACUUUCAUUGAUAAUAAAAAUACAUCUAAAACUUCUGAUACUUUACUGGCUCCAUUAUCUGAAUUAAAAAUUAAAUCAGUAUAUCCCUCCGUUUUUACCCCGAUUCCUGAUCAAGAUUUUUUUAAUUUAUUAUAUAGACUUAAAAAAACUAUUCUAAGUUAUUUGUUUGAUUAUGAUAAAUCUUUGAAUUAUUCGAUCAAAAACUCUUGUGAGCAAAAUGAAUUAUAUUGGUUAGGCUCAAAAAUGGUCAAGUUCAAAAAUUUUUAUGAAAUUAACUACCUUUCCUUAAAUUUUAAAAACGAAACUAAUAAUUAUAAACUAAUCCCAAAUUUUUUCGAAAGAUGUGUUCUAUAUCAAAUGGGUAAUUACAAACUAGCUCAAUUAUGGAAAAGAGAAAUUGGCAUUAAAAAACUUCAAAAUAACCAAAAUUUGAAUAAAAAAUUCAACAACUUAAACUUUCAAGAUAACAUCGACACAAUUAAACAGGAUUAUUUGGAACUAGAAGAGAGAAUUGAUAAAUGUACCGAUUCAUUGAACUCAAUUAAUCAAAAAAUUGAGAAAAAAAGUACUACUUCUAAUAACACUAAAACCACUACUACUACUACUACUACUACUACUACUACUACUACUACUAAUAAUAAUAAUAAUAAUAAUAAUAAUAAUAAUAAUAAUAAUAAUAAUAAUAAUAAUAAUAAUAAUAAUAAUAAUAAUAAUAAUAAUAAUAAUANUAAUAAUAAUAAUAAUAAUAAUAAUAAUAAUAAUAAUAAUAAUAAUAAUAAUAAUAAUAAUAAUAAUAAUAAUAAUAAUAAUAAUAAUAAUAAUAGUGGCGAUAACGAUAAUAGUAAAAUUGAUAAUGUAAAUAGUGUUAACACCAAUAAAGAAGAUAAAAAUGAUGAAAUUAUGAAAGUUGCUGAUAAUACCGAUAAUAUUGAAAUCACUAAAGCUACGAAGGAUAACAGUAUCAAUAGUGAUGAUGGUAGGAUUGUUGACAAUGAAAUGGAUUUUGAUUUGACGGAUAAAUAUAAAUUAGAAACAAAUUUGAAUAAACUAAAAGAUGAAAGAAAUUUGAAAAAUUGGAAGAAUCUUCGAAUUUCAAGAAAAAAUGGUUAUUGGUUAAAAUUCGAUUUAGUGUCGUCGAAAAUUGGAUUUAAAGGAUUAUUUGAUAAGUCUCUCAUAGAAACGGAAAAAGUAGAACGAAUGAGGAAGGAAAAACUUGAAAACAAUGUGUUAAAACAGAGACUUCAUAAAAAACAUUUAUUACAAGCAAGAUCAAAACAAGUAAAACGAAAAUUUGAUUAUUCUAAUAAUAAUGGCAAUAUAAUUAACAAUAGCAAUUUCUUGAAUCCUAGUUUUAAAAGAAAGAAGAUUGGUCACGAUAACCCGCAUCUUUUGGGUCAAUCAGCUCCAAAUUCAACAAAUGAUUCUCAAAUAAUGAAUCUUGAAUAUUAA